Galendromus occidentalis (western predatory mite) is the source of this 1829-nucleotide messenger RNA. It is a transcript of the gene Cog8, whose product is annotated as conserved oligomeric Golgi complex subunit 8. Gene Ontology annotation, biological process: intra-Golgi vesicle-mediated transport. The transcript is spliced from 3 exons. Gene Ontology annotation, cellular component: COG complex. NCBI's taxonomy places the organism in Eukaryota, Metazoa, Arthropoda, Arachnida, Mesostigmata, Phytoseiidae. The record is from RefSeq and is a predicted model, not a curated record. Bases 1 to 1812 code for a protein of 603 amino acids.
AUGGGGCACAUAUCUCAAAGGCUCACAUUCUGGAACGCGAUUCUCGCGGAGCGGGCCGACGCCUCGGAGCCGGAGCUCCUGCUCCACACGUUGCAACACUCGAAGAUGGCAUCGCUCGAGAGCUCUCACUUGGAGCUUCUCUCAGUCUUGAACAAAGCCGACUUGGCAGAGAAAUGGAGCUCCGACUGUGAUGAGUACAUGAACGAGCUCAGCGGUAUGGGUCUACAGCAACUGCUUCAAGAACCUCAACGUUUGCGCGAGGAGCACACCGCACUCGUCGACGCGACCCAGGAGCUGGCCUUCAACAAUUACAAAACCUUCGUUCAAACCGCUACGUGCAGCAGAGACAUUUACGCAAAGUUCCAGUCGGUUGCCCAGCGGCUGGAUUCCCUCAAACGAAAAUUGCCGGAAUGCUCGACCUCGUGCGAUGAGUUUUCCUCGAAAUGCGCUCAAAUCACCAAUCAUUGGAAACUCACCUCACAGACGUUGACAAAGCACAAGAAACUCGUCGAAAUUCUCGAAAUCCCUCAGCUCAUGGAGAGCUGCGUGAAGAACGGCAACUACGACGAGGCUCUCGAGUUAGCGUCUUACGUGAAGCGUCUCGAGCGACGUCACUCUCCGAUCCCGUUGGUCGCGGGCAUUGGUCACGACGUGCGCCAUUACCAACAGUACAUGCAAAGCCAGCUCCUGAGUCAAUUACGUGGCAAUAUCCAGCUGCCCGCGUGUUUGAAGGUGAUCGGUUACCUUCGUCGCAUGGAGCUCUACACUCAACAGGAACUGAAAGUGAAGUUCCUCGAAACCAGGGGUGCGUGGUUCGACUCGCUCUUGGCGGGUGCUGAAGGCCAAGACGCGCACACGAAGCUCAGCCGCGUGAUGGAGCUCUGUCGAGUGCACUUGUUCGACAUCAUCACUCAGUACAAAGCGAUCUUCCCUCCUGACGAGAACGCGCAGGACGUUUGCAUUUUCCAGGGCUGGAUUGUCGGGAAAAUCGAAUAUUUCCUCUCGAACCUCAGGAUGUGUCUGACGGAAGACGAGGAAUGCCGUCUCGAUGUUCUGAUGUCUCAGUGCAUGUACUUCGGACUCUCGUUCAGUCGGGUGGGCGUCGAUUUCCGGCCCUUGUUGGUCCCUAUUUUCGAGGGAGCUCUGGUGCAGCGAUGCGAAAACCAUUUCUCGAAAGGCUACCCGCAGUGUCUCCAGCUGCUGCAGACAUUCGAUUUGUCGACCAUGCGCCAAUCUAGUCUUCCGUCCGCCGAGACGGAACCCCCGAACAGCGCACCCCAGAGCCUCCUCGAGGCGUAUCCUCUCGCCGUGUAUUGUAAUUCUGUGUUGAAUGUUUUUGGCGAACUCCGGGUGUGCUGUCUCGUACCGACAAUGUGUCGCAUCGCGAGCACGAUCAAUCAGCAAUUAAAGACGAUAGCCCAAUCGAUUAGAGCCCUGCAUACAGAAUCUCUCUCUGAAACAGAUAGAAGAUCUUUCCUGCGACUGACGGAGAUCUUCGCAACGGACCUAGUGAACUUCAUAGCGAGAACACUGGACACGAUGAUUCCAUUGGCGGCGGUCGCCAAAAUAGUCGGCUGUUCUCUACCACAGGUGGAACGCCUGACAUCGAUUCGUAUCAAUGUUGCGGAGGUGACGAAGAGCUUGGCGGAAUUCGUUUUCGCACACGAGGAAGUCCUCGAACAGUCAAUGACGAGAGCGGACGUCGAAUUCGCAACGGCAGGCGAAGGUGAGGGCGACACCUCUCCGAUCGCGAUCGGAUCGACCGGGGAAAGCGAAGCAGAUCAAAACCAAACCAUCCUAGGUAUCGAGUAGGGCCGAAUAAAGAAUGA